Molecule: messenger RNA, 2782 nt
Organism: Marchantia polymorpha subsp. ruderalis
Lineage: Eukaryota; Viridiplantae; Streptophyta; Marchantiopsida; Marchantiales; Marchantiaceae
Source: the annotation of a GenBank genome assembly
GCCAACGGGAUUCUGUUGAGCCAGUGGAUCGAAGAUUCCGUGAGCAGCAGCUCCUGUGACGAGAUCCUCCACCGAGUGAGCUUUUGACUGGGCGGUGAAUGUUUGCAAAGGAGAUGGUAAAACCAGCAAGAUUCUGGGGUCAGCAGUCGUAAGGCCGGCUGGUUGCUGAGUUGGCAUCUGUAGCAGUGCCUGGAGACAGCAGCAGCAAGGCUGCGUUCGCAUCCUAUAUAAACUUCCAGGGCGUUCCUGGAUAGACACCUGCAAAGUGCGGCAUCGAGUUCGUCUCCACCGGCGCUGGAUAGCCCUCGAGUCCACGGAGAAUCGAGACUUCGCAGGCUAGGGUGGGCUGCAGCAGCAGCAGAGGGAUUCAUCGAAGAUGGCCGUCAUGUCGGAAUAUCUGUGGUUCGUCAUAGUUGGAGCCUUCGUGGCGUUUGCCUUCGGGUGGGGUAAUGGUGCCAACGAUUUGGCCAAUGGAUUCGCUACAUCGGUUGGAAGCAAGACCCUGACGAUGGGACAAGCAGUGAUGAUAGCCAUCGUCUUCGACUUUCUGGGAGCAAUUCUGCUGGGUCGAGUGGUCACUUCAACCAUAGCCAGCGGCGUGGCCGAUAUCAAUGCCUUCAUCGGCAACCCGGAGGUAUACGCCUACGGCAUGAUCUGUGCCUGCACUGCUGGAUCAUUUUGGCUUGCGGUGGCAUCACGAAUCGGUGUGAACGUGUCCGGCACCCAUUUCAUCGUCGGCGGAAUUGUUGCCUUCUCCUUGAUCUGGGAUGGCAAGGAUGCCGUCAUCUGGGCUGAGAGGGACAACUCCAUCGACGCCUUCCCUUUCAAGGGAGUAAUCUCCAUCGUGACGUCGUGGAUCAUGUCGCCCAUCCUGGCGGCCGCCGGGGGCGCGCUGCUCUUCUGGGUUCUCAGAUCGUUGGUACUGCGGAGGAAGAACGCGUACAAGGUGGCCUUCUGGACUCUGCCGCCCACCAUCCUCAUCACGGUCUUCAUCAACUUCUACUUCAUUUUCACCAAGGGAGCCAAGAAGCAGAUGGACAAGGACGGCGUGCACUGGUCGUACAGCAAAACCGCCUGGAUAUCUGCUUGCAUCGCCCUGGGAGCUGCCGUGCUGUCGGCCCUCACCGUCGUCCCCUUCCUGAACAGCAAGAUCAACUCGACGUUCGACGAGCAAGGCAACCGCCUGCAUCCCGACGACUUGGAGGCGCCUGUGAAGAAGGAAACCUUCGCUGAAGCGUCCACGGGAGGCAAAAUAUGGAAGGUCGUUUCUCACGGUUGGACUCAGGACAUCCACGACGUCAUCAUCACCAACAAGACUGUGGCCGAAAUCCACAGCAAUGCCGAAGUGUUCGAGCCGCGAGUGGAGUACGCCUUCAUGUACCUCCAGGUCUUCUCGGCAAUCUGCGUCAUCUUCUCGCACGGUGCUGGAGAGGUCGGAUACGCGGCUGGGCCCAUGUCUAUCAUCCUUCAGGUGUACGAGGACGGCGUUCUGACGAAGAACAUCCAGCCCAAGAUCUGGGUGGUGGUGUUCGGCGGUCUCGCUUUGAUUUCUGGACUUGCCACUUACGGUUACCACACCAUGCGGACUAUGGGAGUCAAGCUCACGAAAGUUACACCAACUCGAGGAUUCUGUGCAGAGCUUGCCACCGCUAUGGUUGUCAUGGUUGCUUCCCAAUACGGUCUCCCUCAGUCAGGUAGUUUGGUCAUCGUUGGCGCCAUUGUGGGAGUCGGUAUGGUUGAAGGACUGGGCGGUGUAAACUGGAAGCAGUUCUUCAUUCAGGUCGUCGGAUGGGCUUUGAGCACUCUGGUUGUCGGUCUGACCGUGUCUGCGCUGUUUGCACAAGGCUUGUACGCACCUUCCGCGAUUGAUUCCAAGGCCAUCAACGAGUACAAGAGCGAACUCAGUGCAAUCAACACUCAAUGGUACAAGGAGUUCAACACCACUCUUCAGAGCUACAGGCAGGCCAGCGAAGACGGCGUUCUGGACCGACUACCGAUUGCCACCUGGAACGAGCUUAACGCGACUCUUCACAAACAUGCCAAGACAGCCAAGGAUCUGGGUGACUUCAAGAAGUACGCUGCAAAGAAGCCAGAGGCUUACAUCCAAGAAUUGAACACUCUAUUUGCGCUCCUCCAAGAGAAUACCAUCCUCACAAUCGGCCAAAAUGAUGUCUUCGACGGAUCGGUUACCUGCAACAGCAAUGUAACAGCUGCGAUCACAGCUGGGACGCUGGUGCCUUGUAUGGCUCCCAAAUUAGCUGGUGCAGGAACGGAGUUCAUAAUGUGAGCAGUCUUGGGAUUUCCGGUGUAAUCAAACUUGCUGAGCACUCCUUUCGUGAUCUUUUGUAAAUCUGCAUCAGGCAAUAUUCGAUACAGUGUCAUGUGCACACUUUGCACCUCAUAGAAUUUUGUCUAGUUCCCUUUCAAAUCCGCAGGUCGUAGAAUCAGAAAACGUUAUCGAUACGGAAUAAAUUCGCAAUUUCGGGACUCCUUAAGACGCCCGGUUAUAGUUAUUUAGCUGUUGGCAGUUAGUCGGAUAGAUUCUAAUACUUCCCAUUAUUUAGUCGAUUUAAGGUUUACAAGUGCGCACAAUAGCGUUCAGAUUUAAAGCGCCAAGUGGAAGCCGCAUCCUGUUUUCAAGAGAGUUGACUUCAUUGAUCCUCUCAUGUCUUUCGAACUGUAAAUUUAGUUGCUUGAGAUAUAAAUAAAUUUUAGCCCUGUUUCAUCACCUGACAGAAUGCAAGGGUGGUGCGAUGGGUUUGAUGGAACAACCUGUGUAAUC